This is a messenger RNA of Lathyrus sativus (Indian pea), 1605 nucleotides long. The record is from the annotation of a GenBank genome assembly. NCBI's taxonomy places the organism in Eukaryota, Viridiplantae, Streptophyta, Magnoliopsida, Fabales, Fabaceae.
AUGUCGUUUUUAAGGUACGCUGUUUCUGUCUCCAUUCCUAACUCAAGACCAUACUCUCAUUGUCUUCAACAUUUUCAUGAUCACGUUGAUGUUGUUUCCAUGUUCAACCGAAUGCUCCAUAAGAAUCCCACCCCAUCCGCCAUUGAAUUCGGCAAGAUUUUAGGUUCUCUUGUCAAAGCCAAACACUACCUUACUGUUGUUUCCCUUUCUCACCAAAUGGAAUUAAGCAGAGUUACUCCUGAUUGUGUAAUUCACAAUAUCCUCAUGAAUUCUCUCUCUCAAUUGGGUCAUAUUACUUUUGCUUUUUCUGUUUUUGGAAAGAUUCUCAAGAGGGGUUAUCUCCCAAAUGUCAUAACCUUCACUACACUCAUUAAGGGUUUUUGUCUCAAAGGCGAGAUCCAUACAGCAUUGCGAUUUCACGACAAGGUGGUAGCUCAGGGAUUUCGAUUGAACCAUGUUAGUUACGGGACAUUGGUCAAUGGUUUAUGCAAAGCGGGACAGACAGCAGCGGCACUACAGUUGCUGAGACGAGUUGAUGGAAAGUUGGUCCGGCCUAAUGUGGUAAUGUACACUACAAUCAUUGAUGGUAUGUGUAAAGAUAAACUUGUCAAUGAUGCAUGUGAUUUAUAUUCUGAAAUGGUUGCUAAGAGAAUAGUUCCCAAUGUUUUCACUUAUAAUGCAUUAAUCUAUGGCUUUUGCGUUGUUGGUAAAUUGAAAGAAGCAAUAGGUUUGUUUAAUAAAAUGAUGUUGGAAAACAUCAGCCCGGGUGUGUAUACUUUUAAUAUAUUGGUGGAUGCUUUUUGUAAGGAAGGAAACAUGAAAGAAGCGCAAAAUGUGUUAGGUAUGAUGAUUGAAAAAGACAUUAAACUUGAUGUUGUUACGUAUAAUUCUUUAAUGGAUGGAUAUUGUCUUGUAAAUCAAGUGAACAAGGCAAAGGAUAUGUUCAAGACUAUGAUUCAAAGGGGAGUAACUCCUAAUGUUUGGAGCUACAGUAUCAUUAUUAAUGGAUUAUGUAAGAUAAAAAUGGUAGAUGAAGCUAUAAGUCUCUUUAAAGAAAUGCAUUGUAGAAAAAUUAUUCCCAAUACGAUAACUUAUAGUUCCCUUAUUGAUGGCUUGUGCAAAUUGGGAAGAAUCUCGUAUGCUUUGGAGCUUGUAGAUGAGAUGUGUGAUAGAGGUCAACUACCUGAUAUAAUUACGUACAGUUCUAUAUUGGAUGCUUUAUGCAAUCACCAUCAAGUUGAUAAGGCACUGGCAUUGUUAACAAAGUUUAAAGAUGAGGGUAUUCAACCAAAUAUGUAUACAUACACUAUUCUUAUCAAGGGAUUGUGCAAAAGUGGAAGACUAGUGGAUGCACGAAACGUCUUUGAAGAUCUUUUGCUCAAAGGCUAUGAUAUAAAUGUCUAUACAUAUACAGCUAUGAUCAAAGGGUUUUGCGACAAGGGCUUGUUUGAUGAAGCGAUGGCCUGGCUGUCAAAAAUGAAAGACAGUGGUUGCCUUCCAAAUGCUAUAACUUAUGACAUAGUUAUUUCUUCUCUAUUUGAAAAUAAUGAAAAUGAUAAAGCAGAGAAACUUCUUUGUGAAAUGAUUGCUAGAGGUCUAUUGUAA